This is a messenger RNA of Cyclopterus lumpus (lumpfish), 2286 nucleotides long. RefSeq names its product paraspeckle component 1 (gene pspc1). The record is from RefSeq and is a predicted model, not a curated record. Gene Ontology annotation, molecular function: RNA binding. Lineage: Eukaryota; Metazoa; Chordata; Actinopteri; Perciformes; Cyclopteridae. Gene Ontology annotation, cellular component: nucleus. The transcript has 10 exons. The coding region runs from base 202 to 1815 and encodes 537 amino acids. Gene Ontology annotation, biological process: regulation of DNA-templated transcription.
GGGGGGGGGGGGGGGGUCACAAAAAGUCCAGUUGGUGCCCACAUGUUCUACGCCCCUGAACGGCUCCAAAUAGCAAAAUGCGCGCGCAGGCACCGCCAUCUUUGAAUAUCAGGAGGUGUGCACCAUCAACACUGGCCCGCGAGCCUUCUCCUCAAAGUUAGUUUAAUUCAGACAACGUCUCACAAACUACUUUAUCCGAGUAUGGCGAACCGAAAUAUGCAACAAGCGACUGCGCUGAGCAACAGUUCCCCUCAACCGCCGAGAAGCGGGACCGAGUCCCCGGCGCAGUCUCCGGCGAACAAAGACAGUCCAGCGCCGCCGACGCAGCAGCAGUCACCCGCGGCCGAACAAGCGGAGGGAGCCGGGGAAGGGGUCGAAGAGGGCCGGGCUGAAAUGACUUUGGAUAUCACGAGCUUUCGGAAGCCCGGGGAGAAGACGUUCACCCAGCGCUCGCGCCUUUUCAUCGGGAACCUCCCGUUGGACCUACCGGAAGAGGAGUUCAAGAACAUGUUCGUUAAAUACGGGAAGAUCAGCGAGGUUUUCAUCAACAGAGACCGGGGCUUCGGCUUUAUUCGCCUGGAAACCCGCAUGCUGGCAGAGAUUGCCAAAGCUGAGCUGGAUGGGACUGUUUUAAAUAAUCGACCAAUCAGGGUCAGCUUUGCAACACAUACUGCUGCCCUCACUGUGCGCAACCUGUUGCCCGCAGUAACAAAUGAGCUGCUGGAAGAGGCGUUUUCUCAGUUCGGGCCGGUGGAACGGGCCAUUGUCGUGACAGAUGACCGCGGUCGCCCCACUGGGCGAGGCAUUGUGGAGUUUGCAAACAAAGCAGCUGCACGCAAGGCUCUGGAGCGCUGCGCGGAGGGAGCACUGCUGCUGACCACCACGCCUUGUCCGACCAUCGUGGAGCCCUCGGAGCACUUUGAUAAUGAAGAUGGACUGCCUGAAAAAUUGUUGCAGAAGUCUGCAGCGUACUAUAAGGAACGAGAGCAGAUGCCCCAUUUUGCUCAGCCGGGGACAUUUGAUUUUGAGUAUUCGUCCCGGUGGAAAGCUCUUCAUGAGAUGGAGAAACAGCAAAAGGAGCAGGUGGACAAGAACAUCAGGGAGGCCAAAGAGAAACUGGAGGCUGAGUUGGAGUCGGCCAAACACGAACAUCAGCUCAUGUUAAUGAGACAAGAUCUCAUGAGACGUCAAGAGGAGCUGAGGAGACUGGAGGAGCUCCGCAACCAGGAGCUGCAGAGAAGAAAGCAGAUAGAGAUGAGGCACGAGGAGGAGAUGAGGAGGAGAGAGGAGGAGAUGAUGAGACACAGAGAACAAGAGGACAUGAGACGACACCCAGAUGGCUUCAAACCAAACUACCUGGACAACAGAGAACAGGAAAUGAGAGUGGGUGAGCUGGGCCCUCGUGGAGCCAUUAAUAUGGGAGAUGGCUUUAACCAGGGCUCUCCAGGGCCCGGUGGUAACCAAGGUCAAAUGAUGGGCAUGAGUGGAAGGGGAGGAGCCAUUGGCCCAGAGGGAACGGCAAAUAUGGGGACACCAUUGAUGUCAGAGAAUGGAGCCAUGCGAAAAGAUAGAUACUCGCAGGGUGCCCCAAUGGGGGGGCGACCAGAAGUUGAGUCCCCAAAGCAGCAGCCGCCGCAGCUGCAGCAGCUGCCGCAGCAACAGCAGCAGCAGCAACAACAACAACAACAACAACAGCAGCCGCAGCAGCAGCAGCAGCAGCAACCGCAACCGCCGCCAUUGGGCCCUCAAGCUGGGAGGGGGAGUCCAGUAGGGGGAGUCUUUGACGGGCCAAACAAUAAGCGGCGCAGAUAUUAACUCGUCUCAUGGAGACGUGGAUCUUUAUUUCUUCCCCGUCCGAUCAUCUCUCGUUAUGUUUUACGUCGCCCUGUGAGUUUUGUAUUUUCCUGUAACUCAAGAUGGGACGAGGAGCGUUUUAAUUUGUGAUCGAUUACAUGAAACUGCAGGAGAAUGCUUUGGGUCGACUCUUAUUUGCAAUGUUCAUACACUAUUUUUCCCUGCUGCACAUUUGAGUGCAAACAUGUUUGCAGUUGACGACUGCUUUGAUGUUGGAUACACUUCACGGAGCCGCUGUGUGGGAUUGUUAAAGAGGAGUUAGAUUGCACAAAGAAAAGAAUACUGUUGCUGGCAGUUGGUAGUACUUUGUGGUCAUCCCUUCAAACAUACUGUUCCUCUAAUUAGAUAUUCAAUCUUAAAGUGAGUGAAUGUUUCUGCCUGCUCCGCUGUGUUGUGUAUUUGAUGGUUAAGAGAAAUAAAAUAUUGUAGGAA